Hermetia illucens (black soldier fly) is the source of this 559-nucleotide messenger RNA. RefSeq lists its product as uncharacterized. The transcript is spliced from 2 exons. The coding region runs from base 70 to 453 and encodes 127 amino acids. NCBI's taxonomy places the organism in Eukaryota, Metazoa, Arthropoda, Insecta, Diptera, Stratiomyidae. The record is from RefSeq and is a predicted model, not a curated record. Gene Ontology annotation, molecular function: DNA binding.
UAUGUUACGUUUCUACUAGCAAAAGUCAACGUCAAGGGAUGACAUCGAUUUUCAUGCGUUUAUUUUGCCAUGAAUCGUAACGUCGACAGAACCAGAAUAUAUCGCAGCAAUUCAUGGCGUGGCGAAGGAAAAUAUCGCACUCAAUCCAGACUGUAUGAUUGCUUUCAACGCUGGCGCGCUGUCAAGGAUCAAUGUUGGGCAGAUUGCGUAGGAGAUGGAAAAACGGUAGCAGAAGCGCAACAACAAACAGCCUUUCAGGAUUUUCCUAUGAAACUUCCAGUCCACGCAACAUUUAGCUGGGUGGAGCAUGACGAGGAUCAACUGUUUGGUCGGACUAUCGUUAGCAUGCUCAGGUCGCUUCCGCUCACAGAAAGGAACCGUCUUAAGGUUCACAUAUUUACGCUAGUAGCAAAGGCGCAGUGUGAAAUAGAAAAUACGGAGUAUUUGGUGUGACCUCGAAUUUUGAAAGUGUUAACUGCUGAGAGGGAUUUGUGUUCAAAUAACGCAGAUAUAAAUAGAUUUAAAAGUUAAUUAUGAAUAAUUAAAAUUGAAAAUUUAA